AUGAAUAAAGAAAAAUUAAAAAAAUUACUGGAAAAAGAAAAUAACAAUAGAAUAAACAUAACAAAUGUCAAAUUUCGUAAUUGUCUUUGUUUAUAUAAUAAUUAUUCUAAAUGUUAUGUCAAUAUAAAAAAGAAAUAUAAAGAUAUUUUAAAAUAUGAAAAAAUAUACGGAAAUGAGAAUAUUAAAAUUAACGAAGGAAAGUCAAUAGAUUAUAAUAAAGAAAGUUGUUUAGAAUAUACAUAUCCAUAUAGAUAUGAUAAUAAUAGAAAUAUAUUUUUAAUAAUAAAUAGUAAAAACAUUAAUUCUGUUAAUAAUUGCAUAUAUAAUAAUGAUAUUAUAUAUAUAAUAUAUAAUAAUAAAAAGUAUGAACAUGUUAAUUUACAAAAAAGAAAAAAGAAAAAUAAAAAAAAAAAAAGUUCAUAUAAUACUCAAAAUGAUACUUAUAGUAGUUUAACAAGUUAUAUAUCCAAUGAAGAAGAUGUAAACCCAAUAUAUAAUAGUACAAUAUUUGAAACAAGUAAUAUGAAUUUUUGUGAAAGAGAAAAAAAAAAAAAAAAAAAGUCCAAAUUAAACAAUAAAAGAAAUUUUAUAUAUUCGGAUGAUGAUUCAGAUAAUCAUUAUGAAUAUGUUUUUACACAUAUAAAUUCAGACUUAUAUUUUUUAAGUGUAUCAAAUGAUCAUAUAGAAAAAGAAAAAAAUUUUUAUAUACAAAAUGAGAAAUUUACAAACUAUAAUGAUGUAAUUUUUAGAAGAAUAAAAUUUCAAAAAACAUUAUUUAUAAAUUUAGAUACUUAUAAUUCAUGGAUUAUUAUUAAAAGAAGUAUAUUAUUAAAUGAAUACUGGAAUCGCUUAAAUAAAAAUGAUAUAGUAGAUAUUAAUGAUGUACUAUAUGACGUAAUUAAUAUCUAUGAGAGAAUUAUUAAUUGUUAUACAAGAAUUUAUAUUAAUGACAGUUUCCUUCUAAUAAAUAAUAAAACAAAAGAAAUAUUGGGUGUCCAAAAAAUUGAAUUAGAUAAUAAUAGCGUUAGUAAAAAUUCAACAAAUUUAAAUCAAAACGAUAAUAUAUUGAAUAACUGUACAGGUUAUGAAGAAUCUAAUUUGUACAAAUUGGUACUAAUAAAAAAAAUGAAUAUCAAACAUUUAUUCAAUAAUGAUACAGAUAUUAAUAUUACUUUUAAUUUUCAUAAUGUUUGCUUAACCAGUUAUAAUAAGUCAGAUCAUAAUAAUUCAUAUCUAUUAAUUCAUAACUAUAACUUAAAUAGUGAUAGUCAAAUUUUAUUAAAUUUUACGAUGAACAAAAAGCAUUUAGAACAUAAAACUAGUAAUAAUAAUACACCUCUUAAUAGUAAUUUAAUAGAUACAGACUUACUAAAUAACGAAGAUUAUAUAUAUUUUAACAAUUAUAUAACACAAAAAAUUAGUGAAAAUUAUUUUAACUAUAGUUUAUAUAUAAAAGAAUGUUUAUUAAUUAUUGAUAUAUUAUAUAUUUUAAACAAUAGUUAUGGUAACUUAAUAUAUAUAAAAGAAUUUUAUAAAUAUAAUCAUGAAAAUUAUUAUUCUAAUAUUUAUAAUAUUUUAAAAAAAAAUAAAAAUUAUGGUGACAAAAAUAAAGAAGAAAAUAAUUCAAUUUAUUCAUUAUCAUCUUAUGGAGAAAAUUCAAAUGCCACAUCAAAUUCUUCUCAAACAGAUUCUUCUUCCAUAUCAUCAGACGAUGAAAAUAAUGAAAACUUAUCUUUUGAUGAAAAAGCAAAUUUUGAUGAAAAAGGAAAAUUUGAUGAAAAAGGAAAUUUUGAUGAUUUGAAUAAUGAUUUAAUAUACAUAAUGCCAAAGUACAAAAUUAUUUUUCAUCCAAUAAUAUUUUCACACAAAGAAAGUAAUAACAGCAAUAUAGAAAUUACAAAAGAAAUAUUAAAAUUGGGAAUUUAUUUAAGAAAAAUUCAAAAAUUUAUUGAAAUUAACAAAAGAGGUCACUCAUGUAAUUUUACUUUUGAUAUAUUCUGUUGUUGUUUAUACAAUAUAAAUUUACAUAUUUUAAAUCAUAUAAAUAAAAUUGAAGAAAAUAUAAGAAAUAUUUUUAAUUUUACUAAAAUUAACAUGAAUGAUAAAAGUGAUUUAUCAUUAUGUCUAUUUGAUGAAAGUAGAUUAUCUACAUGUAUAGAUCCGGAAGAAAAAAAAAUAUUUUUUAGUAUAAAUAAUUUAUUUCAUAAAAAUGUACAAGAUUUUAACUUAUUUUUCAAUAUUAAUAUAGAGAAAACAGAAGAUAUAUCUUUAUACAAAAUAAAAAUAAGUAUACUCCCAUUGAUUCAAAUAGCCAAGUUAUUGAAUAGAAUUAUAAACAAAAUAAUAAUAAAAAAAAAAGUUAACAAUUCAAAAUAUUUAAUUGAUCUUAUUUAUAAAUUACAAGAAUAUUUAAAUGUAGAUGAUAUCAAUAAAAGAGUUCUUUUAUAUUUAUUAAAAAAUGUAACUACACCAUUAUUUGAUUUCAUUAAAAAUUAUAUUUUUUAUGGAAAAGUUAAAGAUACAUAUAAAGAAUUUUUUAUACAUGAAAAUAAACAUAUUACUCCAUAUUAUAAACAAAAUCAUAAGUUUUAUCAUAAUAAUAUUUAUAAAUAUAUUUUUAAAAAGUAUAUUGAUUUAUCUACUAAUUAUUGGGGAGCUAAAUAUAUUAUAUUAAAUAAUAAAGUUCCUUUUUUUUUAAAAAAUAUUUGUAAUUAUAUUUUUAUAACUGGCAAAUAUAUUGAUGUUCUAUCAGCUUGCUCUAAAUUAUUUAAUUUACAAAGUAAAAAAUUUGUUUAUUUAGAUAAUAACAACACUUCUGAUAUUUACAUUAAUAACAUGGUACCAAAUAAUGAAUAUAAAAAUAAUGAUUAUAAUUGUAAUAAGAAUAAUAUUAAUAAUCAAAAUCAAGAAUUUUCAUUGAAAAAAACAAGUAAUAAUAAGAUAGAAGAUGAAUAUUAUAAUUAUAUUAAUAUUCAAGACAAUAAGACAUGCUACUUAAUUUAUGAUAAUGAUAAAAAAAUAUAUGAAGAUUUGAUUCAUAAUCAACAUUUAUAUGCAUCAAAAAAAAUGUUUGAAUUAUAUAUAAAAAAAAUAGACAUAAAAGAAAAAAUAAAACAUCAUUAUUUUUUUUUCUUUUUACAAAUUAGCGAUUAUCUUAAAUAUUUUUAUAUACUUUCUCAUGAACAUUUAGAAAAAUUAUAUAAUAAUAAAAAAAAUAAUAUUCUCAAUAAAUUAAAAAAUUAUUAUGAUAUAUCCAUACGUUCAUCUGUUUUAUAUAAUUUAAAAUAUAGAAAAGAUUACAACAUUGAUGUUUCUGACAUAUUAAAUAUUAUUGACAAUGUUAAUUUAAUUAUUGAUUUAAAAAAUUUUCAUCUCAAUGAUGAUCAGAUUCAUUUUAAUAAAGAAAAUUCUAUUUAUGAUGAAGAACAAAAACAAGGGCACAAAAGAGAACAACAAGAAGAGUAUUAUCAUAACAGAGAAACAGAAGAAGAAGAAGAAGAAGAAGAAGAAGAAGAAGAAGAUGAUGAUGAAGUGAAUAAAGAGGAGUACGCUGAUGGUGAAAAAGAAAGCAAAUAUGAUGAUGAAGAUGAAAAAGAAAGUGAACAAGAAUAUGAGAAAAAAUUAGAAGGAAUAAAAAAACAAAAAGAAGAAAAAAAAAAAACAAAUAUGUACAUGUUUAAUAAUAAAAAUAAUUAUUCAAAAUUAAGUGAAUUUAAAAAUAAUAAUGCAGAAAAAUAUAAAGGAACAAAAAAAAAAUUUAUGUCUAACAUAAAAAAUAACAUGCUAAAUAUUCAAAAUGUCCAAGCUAAUAUUAAUGUAGAAAUUUAUAAAGGAUUAAUAUUAUCAUAUCAUAAUAUAUUUCCUUAUAAUUUAAUAUUUAAUAACAUAACUAUUUUUAAAUAUACUUUAAUUUUUAGAAUAUUAAAUUACUGUAAAUAUAUAGAGCAUAAAUUAACAGAGGUUUGGCUUAAUCAUAUGUUUGUUAAAAAUAUUGAUAUGAAUGAAGAAUGUAAUAAUAAUUUAAUGAUAUGCAUUCAUACAAGAGAAAGUAUGCUUCACUUUUUAAAAUGUUAUUUAUAUCAUAUUCAGAACGAUGUAAUAAAGUCUGAAUAUCAUUGUAUGAAUAACAAAUUAAAGGAAACAUUAAUUUUUGAUGAUAUAAUAUACAUUCACAAUAAUUAUUUAAAUAACAUACUUAAAUAUUCCUUUAUUAUAGAUACAAAUAUUAUUAACUGCAUUUUAAAAUUAAUUUCUAUUGCCCAUAUAUUUACAAGACAUAUUCUAAAAUUUAGUUUUGAUAAGAAUGAACAGGUAGAAAAAUUAUCUCAUGAAAAUCAAAAUUGUAGUUCAUUGAAUAGAAAUGUAAUUAAUAAUAAAAAAAACAAUAAAAGUAACUAUCACAAAAAAUUCAUACAAGAAUUACUAAGAGACAAAGCAUAUAUAUCUAUGAUACAUAAUACCAUCAAACAUUACGAUAAACAUUUUAAAGUUUUCUUUCUUCUUUUAACAGAAUAUGUAAAUAAUAACAUUGAUGAUUAUGCUCAUAAUUUUUUAAUUAAAUUAGAUUACAAUUUUUAUUACACCAAUAAAUAUAAAAUCCCUUAUCAAUUAAAUUCUGCUAAUGAAUGUAAUUCUGAAUGUAAAAAUGAAAAUUUUUCUAGUUAUAUAGAUAAUUCAAAUUUAAGUAGCUUUGAAUCUAAUAACAUGAAUAACAAGAAGAAAAUUUUUAAUAAUGCGAAUGAUAAUAACAACAUAAGUAAUAUUGGUACCAAUUUAAAUAAUAAAGGUAAUUACUACAUGGAAAAAAAUGAUUCUGGAAAUUAUAUAAAUUCUUUUAGUAAUAAUAAUAAUCAAAUAAAUUAUAAUUUACAGAAUUACAAUAAUAAUAAUAAUAAUAUAAGAAUGCCAAAUGACAUAAAAAAAAUGAAUACAUCAAUAAAUUCUGAUCAAAAAGAAAGUUAUAAGAAUAACAGCGAUAUAAAUAACAAUUAUGUGAACUUAACAUCUAUUUCUAAUAAUUUUAUGAAUGGUACAAAUGAUAAAAAUACAUAUAACCUAACAUCUUUGCAUAAAAGUGAUUUAAAAAAUCAAUUAAUUAAUAAGGCAAAUUUAAAUGAAAAUAAUUUUAUACCUUUUAACCAAAAGAAUAAUCAAAAUAUUCCUUUUAAUUGUAACAAUUAUGAUGUAGAAGUAAUUAAUUAUGAUAAUAAAUUAAGUAAAAUACCACGUAAUGUUAAUUACAGUAAAUUGCAAAAGUAUAAUUUAUGCAAUUUAAAUAAUGAAAAUAUAAGUAACAUUAAUAUAAGUAAUAUAGAUAUAAAUAGUAUAGAUGGUAGUAUAUAUAAUAACAAAUUUAACUCUUAA
Molecule: messenger RNA, 5364 nt
Organism: Plasmodium gallinaceum
Lineage: Eukaryota; Apicomplexa; Aconoidasida; Haemosporida; Plasmodiidae
Product: spindle pole body protein, putative
Exons: 1
Coding region: 1-5364 (1787 amino acids)
Biological process (GO): microtubule nucleation; spindle assembly; meiotic cell cycle
Cellular component (GO): equatorial microtubule organizing center; centrosome; gamma-tubulin small complex
Molecular function (GO): microtubule minus-end binding; gamma-tubulin binding
Source: RefSeq, a predicted model, not a curated record